Lichtheimia ornata is the source of this 1503-nucleotide messenger RNA. RefSeq lists its product as uncharacterized. The transcript has 4 exons. The record is from RefSeq and is a predicted model, not a curated record. NCBI's taxonomy places the organism in Eukaryota, Fungi, Mucoromycota, Mucoromycetes, Mucorales, Lichtheimiaceae. Gene Ontology annotation, molecular function: nucleic acid binding. The coding region runs from base 1 to 1503 and encodes 500 amino acids.
AUGGCUUUUAGUAAUCCACAAUCAGAGCUUUUUGAAAACUAUAUAGCUUCUUUGGAAUCGAAUAGAGUUAAUCAGGAAAGCUUUUCCUACAGUGUGUAUGAGUCGCCACUUCCAUUUGAUGACGACGAUAACGACAAAAUAGAAGAAGAUUUGAUGGAGGAAGUGAUUGAAACACCAGAUCCAUACCAUAUUGUUGUUACGGACUUGGAUAUGGGCAAAGAUGGCAUCCGAUCUUUGGUUUCAAUGGCGAAAACAGCGAAUGCAGCUGAAAAGCAUGAAUUACCUGAACCCGGAGAUGAAGAUCAUUCUCAGCACGAUCACAUUAUCGAUCAUGUAGUCCAAAAGACGCAGGUUGCAGAUGCUCAAGCUGAAGUGACGCCGAAAAAAGGACGAGGACGACCACGAAAGCAUCCCGUCAAGGAGGUAAAGAAUCCAAGAGGCCCCAACAAGCGCUAUACCGAUAUGUUUAUCAUACAACUCAUUGACACCAUUCAAAACGUGACAUUAAACUGUGCGGAAGCAGCUCGUCAAAUGCGCAUGCCACCACGCACUGCUCAGCGUUAUUGGGAGCGUUUCCGUGAUAAUAAGCCAUACUUGCCAAGUCAAUUGGGGAAGAAUAAGGGUGCACCACAGACUUUCACUAAGGAGCAUACAGCGGCCUUGCAAGCUCUAUAUGACAAUGACCCUACGACAACACUUAAACAAGCACAGCAACUUCUUUCGGAACGAUUCUCUUUGUCAAUUACGCAGAGUGGAAUCCAAAAGCAUUUAGUAAAGCACUGUGGUCUCACUAUGAAGAAGCUCGAGAAGAUAUCAGAAGCACGCAACUCUCCAGCAACCAUUAAAAAACGCAUGAAUUGGGUGAUGUCCAUUCGCCAGGAACAAAUCGACUACACAAAGUGCAUUUUUAUCGAUGAAGCUGGUUUCAACUUCCACAUCAAGCGUAAUUUUGGCAGAUCCAAAAGAGGUGAGCCAGCAAAGGCCAUCGUAUCAAAUACCCGUGGGGUAAACAUUACUAUCUUGGGUGCAAUUGCUGCUGAAGGAGUCGUCAACCUAUCUUUGAGAAAACCACAAGCAGUGUCUACAUCCAAGAAACGCAGAAUCCAGCAUGGUGAAGAGCGCAUAGUGGAAAAAGUCGGCACUCGUGCAACGCAUUUUAUCGACUUUCUUCAUAUUGUGAUGGAUGUCGUAGUCAAGAACGAUAUCCCUAGCAGGAUUGUAGUCAUGGAUAAUGCAAGUAUCCAUCACACAAAAGAGAUGCUUGAAGCCGUCGAAACGCGUGGAUUUAAGGUGCUUCAUCUCCCUCCGUAUUCACCUUUCUUAAAUCCUAUCGAGUUUUUUUGGUCCAAGCUAAAGGCUGGUGUGGCACGCGAUCUUUUGACAAAAGAUCAUACCCUCACACCACGUAUCAUUGCUGCUGCUCAAAAUGUCUCAGCUAGUGAUUGUCAAGGAUCAAUGGUCUUAUUUUACCCUAAUUUAUAUUUUUCACUCAGCGCACUUUGA